Messenger RNA from Beauveria bassiana ARSEF 2860, 2124 nucleotides. RefSeq lists its product as uncharacterized. The transcript is spliced from 3 exons. The record is from RefSeq and is a predicted model, not a curated record. Lineage: Eukaryota; Fungi; Ascomycota; Sordariomycetes; Hypocreales; Cordycipitaceae. The coding region runs from base 1 to 2124 and encodes 707 amino acids.
AUGUUAAACGAGAGCAAUAAACCAUUUACAUUUACAAAGGGUCCACAGCCUGAUCCGCCCUCGCGACCGCCAUAUCUGUCAAACUAUGUCGCUGCUGGACCCGGGAUCAAGUUGAACAACCAUGGGUCGGCUGACACACCACGAAAUCGAUUCGACUACUCGGUUGAGCUGCGACAAUAUCAGCAAAAGCAAGAAUGGCUCGCGUCGCAAAUCGAGCAGAGUAUGUUUGGGGACACAGAAUCACAGACCAAGGUCGCCCGCAAGUGGGUGGUUGACCAGUGGCAAAGAUGGGGAAUCUGGAACAGAGAAUGGCCAGAGGAUGGCCCAAGGCCGGAAGAGCCAUGGGGCAACGGUCACCCCGCCUGCCUGCUGGCUAUGGAAUUGACAUGGGAAAUCGAACACAUCGUGACCAUCCGGCAGCCUGUUGAUGUUUCCAAAAUCUGUAACACCAAAGCGCCGCAUGGCUCUGAUACUCCGCCUCUGAAUUGGUCUUGGGAAGUUGUGGCUGCACUGGCAGCAGAGCGAUUAUUCAGUCGUCACAGUCAGAAUGGUUUUCCUUCCACCAAGAUUGAAAUGCCAAGCGUGGCAUUCCGUCGGGACCUGAAGAAUCUCUCUGGAAAUCUCUCGGAGCCGGUGCAGAAGUUGGUGGCAACGGUGAAGGAUUGGGACGGCCUAAGUCUUUCGCUCGGAACGCAAAUCGAAAGACGAGUCAGAUUCGGGGACCCAAUCGGCACAACGCACACCAAGCCAAGUACAUUGGAGGCUGGUGAAGCGCGGAAGUCUGAUAAUCCGUUUGGACGAGGCCUCUUCGGCAUGUUGCCGCGGGAGACAAGUACAGUGAGUGAUUCUAGAGCGCGCAGCUCUGAAUCCAAGACAGUACGAGGUGGAUAUAACGCGGAAACUUACCGACGACUAUUUGGCACAGCGGCCUGGCAGCCAAGUACAUUGGAGGCUGGUGGAUUGCGAAACUCUGAAAACGAGCAAGGACGAGGCCUAUUCGGAUCAACGUACCGGGAGGCAAGUCCGUUGAAGGCGAGUAUUUUUGUUACCGAGUCAGGACAAGCUUUUUGGGGCGUGGCAACGGACCAGCACGCAGAUGAUGACGACACACCAAGCCUAGCCGGCGAUACGGUCUGGAAGGAAAAUGGAACAACGAUUGUAGGAUUAGACAGUUCUGAUAACGAGGAAGCGGUGCCGACGUCCGGCCGUCAGGUUAAGGAAGCGCGAAGCUCUAAUGACGAGGAAGCGGUACGGACGUCUGGCCGACAGAUUGAGGAAGAGCAAAAAGCUGAGAUUGCCGAGAUUGCUGCGAGCAUCCGAGCGAUUCGAGGGCCCCGCCGGCGGGAUCUUCAUCGCAAACCUGGUGAGAAGUCUGUCAGGCUGACACAAGGAGGCCGUAUUAAGAAAGCAUACAAGCGCCCUCGAUACACGCCUAGCGCCUUGAUCGCCUUGUUCAAGCGCGCCUCCCCAGGCGCCGCCUUCAAAAACAUUUACAUUUUGCCAAAAAUUCCAUCUGUAAACUUUCUUCUGUUCCCCACUGACUACAUUUACGGCGCGUUACUCCUACAUUCGACAUCACCCGUGAACAUACAGUCGCUCUCCAAACACAAGAAUCAGUACGGACCUUUCGCUAUUCUUCCCAUCCGCGUCACCCCUACCCUAUUAUUUUCGUUUUACGCCAUGGAAGAAACCGCAUUCGAAGCCAAUCUUCGACUGGCCUUUACCAUCGCGACUGUUCUUCUGCGUCCGUUUGCACGCCUUGAAACCUUUUGCCUGUGGCUCCUCGGAAUCGACGUAGCGACCACAUUUCGCAUGCUGCCCGAGCGAGAUGCACACCCCGAAUUCCCUGCUAUUCUCCCCAAUGGUAUCUCCUUAAUCUUCAUCCUCAUGAUUCCAUACCUCGUCUGGCGCGAGAGCCAUCCUGGCCUCGAACUCUACGCAGGUUGGGCACUCAAGCCGCUGACACGCCGCUGCGGUCGCUGGGGACAAUGGGCGCUCAUGCUGCCACGCGUCUGGCUGUACACGGCCAUACUCAACCAUUCUAUGCUGUCGCUUAUAAUCGAUCCAAGCUGCGCUGUAUUCACGGGCUUCAAGAUCUGCUAUUCCAUAUUUUGGCUUUUGUGA